UUUGGGUGCCUAUUUUUGUUACGAAUUUAUUUGUUUACAUAUUUUCUUAUGGAUUGAAGUGGAUGAGCCAAAACAUGACCAGGACAUGCAGAAUAUGUGGCGGAACCGAGGGGCGAUACUGGAUCGAAACGCCCGUGGAAAAGUACGCCGGGAAGACUUUCGUGCAGUUAUUGACAGAACUGACCAGAAUUGAGGUGGCUGCACUUUUGAUCGAGAAAUUGCCCCAGUGGAUCUGCGCUGUGUGCUCCCAUAAACUGGAAACGGCCUAUGAAUUAGUGAUAUUAGCUCGAGAGACUCAUAAUCUGUGGAUGCAGAAGUUAGAUGACGCAGCUAAGGAUCGAGGCGAUGAGUCGCAAGGACUCGAAGCACUGGAGUGCCUCAAUGAGACUCCUAUCCACCUGGUUGAUAUCGAAGGAGUAACAAUAAAAACAGAGGAACUAGACCAUACACCUCCCGUCUCCAGGAAAGACCCUCUCGUACGUCCUCACCUUGCCAAGAGGCGUAUUACACAUUACAGUGAUCCUGACGAAGACCAGGACGAUGUACCGCUUCACCAGCACCGCAAACACUUGUCGUUUUCUGUUCAAAAGCUGCAUAUUUGCAGUAUCUGCAACAAGGCCUUUCGAUAUGUAACAAAUCUGUAUCGGCACAGGCAGAGGGACCAUGGUGCGCCCGGAAAACCAGGAACUGAGUUGGACGAAGAUGAAAACUACUAUAAGUGUGAUCAUUGCGACAACUCAUUCAAGUAUGUUUUGGAGUUGGUGAAGCACAACCAAAAUGAACACAAUGCUAGUCUGCUGCCCUCCAAAACAUACCUACAAAAAUAUAAAAUCUCUCGCCGACCAACACCAACGACCGUUGAGGCAAACCCAUCCAGUCCCGCAUCUACUUCAGAAACUUCUUCGCAACGAAAGAAAACCAACAGCGACACCUUGGUGCACAGCUUCAUCAAAACCGUAGUGCUCUCGGAUGAAGAUGAAAACAGCAGCUCCGACAACUACUAUAAGUGCGAUCAGUGUACAAAGUCCUACAAAUACGUCAUUAGUCUCAUCAAGCACAAGCAUAGCAAGCAUUCCACAGAAGAGGGUCAGUCAGGAAGAAAGGAGGUCGAAGAGGAUCAGAACAUCGGUGCUUCUGCGUCAAGAGUUUCUGCAGCUGUACUGCCAAAGCCAUCAAGGAUCAACCGACGCGUCAAUGGAUUUGAUCUUCAUCGAUGUGAGCCCAAUGGGGCUAAGGAAAUUAAGUGCAUGAUAUGCUUGAAACGGUUUACAAAGCUUCGCCAGUUAAGAGAUCAUCUAGAAGCGCAUCCAACUGACUUUGAUUUCAAUGCACAUGGGGAACCGAUUGAAAGAAUUGCCGAGGGAUUCUUUAAGACCGCUGUAGAGUCGACGACAGAGGGCUUGAAGCGUCGAAUAUUGAGAGAUUUGAGAAUGGGGGUUUAUGGGCGAUAUUAUUCCAUCACAAAUCAAGCUCGUUACGAAAUGAGUCUGGAUAGUUCGGAUACAGACAGUGAUGGUGAUGGUGAGGAUGUCGUGGUGAGACGUAGCUAUGUUUGCGAUCUGUGCAAUGAUCCGGAUGCUAGGUGGCCGCGAAAAUAUCAAUUACACAAGCACCAUCUUCAGGAGCACAACUGGUUAGACGCUCCACACGUCUGCCUGCGUUGCGAUUCCAGGUUCUUGAACGCCGAUCUUCUGGAUCACCAUACCAGCCAGCUGUGUCAAAAUACCCUUAAGCGAUUCAUGUGUGACAAGUGUCCACAACGCUUUUUUUGGCGCAGGAAUCUUCGCGCCCAUCUUGCCGAACAUAAGAGCAAGCAAGAGAUCUACCAUUGCGAUCAGUGCUCUCGUAGCUACCAGGACAAGAGUGCCGUAACCAAGCACAAGUUAAUGGUGCACCGGGAAGGUAGCGAGGAACUAUUUCCCUGCCGUUGGUGCACUCGCACCUUUUACCGGCCCGCCUUAUUGCACAAGCACGUCAAACGCCAUGGAUUUAGUGGAGAUGACCUGCCGUUGGCAGAAACUCUAUUGGCAGAUGCCGCCAAGCCGUCUAGGCCGAAAAGUAUCCAGUGCAAGCUGUGUGAAAUCCAGUUUAUCAGCGUGGUGGAUCUACGGCGACACAUCUCCAUGCAGGGCCACAGUGAUCAGCCAUCGGCCUACAUGAUAAGCACGGAAGCUGGCUUCGAAAUGCUAAUAGACGACACCGAUGACAGUGACAAGGAGAGCUCCUCAGGCAGAAGCUACUACUGUGAUCUGUGCCAGCUCAGUUUCCGGCGUAGAAAAGACAUAAACGAACAUCAGUACUCCCUGCACAGCUUUGAUAAGCUGCCAUAUGCCUGCGAGCACUGCAUCUUUAAAACUGUGGAUAAGGGUAUUCUGGAGCAGCAUCUGAUCACCCAAUGUCGGAACAAUGAAAAGAAAUUUAUCUGCUCGCGCUGUGGGUUCAAAUUUAUGUGGGAGGAUAAUUUGACCCAGCACCUGGCCACCCAGCACCAAACAAAACAACAGACCAUUCCGGAACAACAGGCACCACUGAGGCGGAAGAGAAGGUUCCGCUAUCAGUGCCCUCAUUGUUGGCGAUCCUUUGUGGCUCAGCCUAGCCUGGACAAACACAUCCGAGACAUGCAUGUGGCCAAGAGGAAUGUGGGAAAGAAGUAUCUCUGCUCUCUGUGCGGCUUGGAAGCGCAAACUCCCAACAAACUGAGCAUCCAUAUGCGGCGUCACAUGGGUGAGAAACCAUUCAAAUGCGAUCUCUGUGACAUGCGCUUUACGGUUUUCUACGAGCUGAAGGUCCACCGACGAAAGCACACGGGCGAAAGGCCCUACCAGUGCACCUUCUGCUCCAAGGAAUUUGCCCGCCCCGAUAAGUUGCGCCGACAUGUUUUUAUCCACAACGUUAAAUCGUAAUGAGGCAACGU
This is a messenger RNA of Drosophila bipectinata, 2914 nucleotides long. RefSeq names its product zinc finger protein 571. NCBI's taxonomy places the organism in Eukaryota, Metazoa, Arthropoda, Insecta, Diptera, Drosophilidae. The record is from RefSeq and is a predicted model, not a curated record. Gene Ontology annotation, molecular function: zinc ion binding; RNA polymerase II transcription regulatory region sequence-specific DNA binding; DNA-binding transcription factor activity, RNA polymerase II-specific. Gene Ontology annotation, biological process: regulation of transcription by RNA polymerase II. Gene Ontology annotation, cellular component: nucleus.